Molecule: messenger RNA, 957 nt
Organism: Ceratina calcarata
Lineage: Eukaryota; Metazoa; Arthropoda; Insecta; Hymenoptera; Apidae
Gene: Ddrgk1
Product: DDRGK domain containing 1
Exons: 2
Coding region: 52-924 (290 amino acids)
Molecular function (GO): ubiquitin-like protein ligase binding
Source: RefSeq, a predicted model, not a curated record
ACUUUCUCGACAAUCGAAAGGAUUGUAAAUUGUAAAUAAAAGAAACAAAAAAUGGACGUCACAUUGUUGGUUGCUCUCGCUGCAUUAAUUAUUGUCCUGAUUAUCGUUUGUACGGUGUUCCUAGGACGAAGAUCCGCAUCGAAAAAACAGACAAACGUUGCUGAAAGAGUCGGGCAGGGUAGAGCACCUGUUAGGCGAGCAGCAGGCCAAAGAAAUGCCAGACGUCGUAUGCAAGCAACUACUAGCCAUCAAAUCGAAGAAGAUAAUAAUGAGUCAGGAAACGAAGCGAAUGACGAGGCAGAUGAGAAACCGAUUCCUGAUUUCAAGAUGGGUGCGAAGAAGAGAGCGAAACUGGCAGCCAAGGCAGAAAAGAAGAUACACAGAGAAGUAGCAGAGAGGGAAAGAGAAGAACGUAAGAAAAGAGAACAGCUUCUGCAGGAAGAAAGGGAUAAACAGAGCGAGAAAGAGAAGGAGGAGGAAUUGAAGCAAGAGGAGAUUGAAAGAAAAGCCAGGGAGGAAAAAGAAAGGAGGGAAUACGAGGAAUACUUGAAGAUGAAAGCAGCAUUUAGUAUAGAAGAGGAGGGUUACGAUGAGGAGGACAGAGGGACGGAAGAGAAUUUGUUAGAGGAGUUUGUAAUGUACAUUAAACAGAACAAAAUUGUUGUACUCGAGGAUUUAGCUGUGCAUUUCGGUUUGAAAACAGCUAGCGUAAUAGACAGAAUUAAAGAGUUGCAGGCGAAUGAAAGUUUAACAGGAGUAAUAGACGAUAGAGGGAAAUUUAUCUAUAUAUCCCAGGAAGAAUUAGAAGCUGUUGCGAAGUUCGUUAGACAACGCGGUAGAGUCAGCAUCACUGAGCUGGCUGAAAAUUCAAAUCGUUUGAUUAAUCUAAAUCCAGGGAAGCAGAGCAUGAUGGUAGCUAAAUAGACUUUUUAUUAGCAGAAUUGAAAAGUAAUUAUU